UUUCAUGAAGAGAAGAAGAAAUGUUCCAAACGUAAACAUUGCAGCUGUUAUUAAAAGUAGUUUUGUCUCAUCUUCAUCCCGCUGCUGCACACAACAUGACGGACGUCCAACAUGCUCGGCCUUAUUUCUUCGGAGAUAUCAGCUGCUGGUCAGAGAGAACAUUGGUACACAAAGCAGCAUCCCUGGGCCAGGCUGCUCAGCUGCAGCAUCUCAUUCAGAGCGGAGCGUCCGUCAACAUCGUGGCCGUGGACUCCAUCACACCUCUGCACGAGGCCUGCACUCACGCACACGCCAGGUGUGUCCGGAUGCUGCUGGAUGCCGGCGCACAGGUGGAUGCCAGGAACGUGGAUGGCAGCACCCCGCUGUGUGAUGCUUCUUCUGCAGGCAGUCUGGACUGUGUGAGCCUCUUACUGGAGCGCGGGGCCCAGGCCAACCCUGCACGCACCGCCUCACCUCUGCACGAGGCCUGCAUGGGAGGGAACUCGGACUGUGUGAAGCUCCUGAUUGGUGUGGGUGCUCACCUGGAGGCCUACGACCUUUACUACGGCACACCACUGCACACCGCUUGUAGCACGCAGCACACCCAGUGUGUCAAGGAGCUCCUCAAUGCAGGUGCCAAAGUGAACGCUGCCCGGCUGCACGCCACGCCACUGCACCACGCCGCCAAAAGCAUGCGGGUGGAAAUGAUCGAGACUCUGGUGGAGUUUGGAGGCAACAUUUACGCCAGAGACAAAGACAACAAGAAACCGGUUGACUACACCACGCCGGGAUCUGCAGCUGCAGCCUGCCUGCGGUCUUAUGAGGACACUCCCAUGAUUGAUUUGUGUUCCCCGCAGACACUCCCAUGAGCCUGCAGCAACUCAGCAGGUUGUCAGUCCGCAGGAAGUUUGGCACGAGGGCUCUGAAGGUCAUAGGUCAGUUAACCAUCCCUAAAAGCAUAAUCAGCUACCUCUGUUAUCAGUGAUGACAUCAUGGAGCAUUCACUGGUGCAUUGUGGGAAGACACCAUAAUCACUUCAGUUGUAGUAAUAAUAAUCAUCAUCAUCAUAAUUAUAAUGACGAUGAUGAUGAUAAUAAUAAUCAUCAUCAUCAUAAAUGACUAAUGAUCAUAAUAAUGAUAAUUAUAAUAAUGAUAAUAUUAUUAAUAAUGAAAAUAAUAAUUAAUAAUGAUAGUAAUGAUAAUAAUGAUGAUGAUAAUGAUGAUAAUAAUAAGAAUGAUAAUGAUACUAAUAAUGAUGAUAAUAGUAAAAAUGAUAAUAAUAAUAAUUAAUAAUGAUGAUAAUGAUAGUAAUGAUAAUAUUGAUAAUAAUAAUAAUGCUGGCAAUA
Nerophis lumbriciformis (worm pipefish) is the source of this 1325-nucleotide messenger RNA. The record is from RefSeq and is a predicted model, not a curated record. NCBI's taxonomy places the organism in Eukaryota, Metazoa, Chordata, Actinopteri, Syngnathiformes, Syngnathidae.